CAAAAUCUUUCAAAUUAGGCUAAGAAUGAGCGUGAAAACACUAGAAAAGUUAAGCCUGGAGAGUAUCGCGAAGGGCAUGAGCUUGUGGUGCAACUCAUCGAUCGUAGAUCUUAAUCGGUUCAAAUAUGUUCUUGGUCCGUUUGAUGGCUUGAACUCUGGUCUUAUUCAAGAACUUUUGGAUAUUCUGUGUGAAAAGAAGCAAAUUCGAGUGUCUCACUUUCAUGUUCUUCUUCACUCUAAUAUUAAGCAUGUUGAUUUGAGUGCUUGUUCCUCACUUAUCAGUGAUCAGAUCAUUUCUGCUGUGGUAUUUCGUUGUAAGAAAAUUACACAGCUCUUUCUCAAGAAUUGUUCACGUCUCUCAACAAAAGCACUGAAAAAGAUUCCUUCAGGUUUAACCCGUCUUCAGUCCAUUGAUCUCAGUGGAUGUUUGGCUUGUACAGAUGAAGUGUUAAACCUCCUUGGAACAUUGUGUCCUGAGCUGACAGUGUUGCGGGUGGAGUCAUGCACUCUUCUCACAGAUGCUGGUUUAGCUGGUUUGUGCGCAGAUGUUAAAAAUCCAAAGUGCCGAAGGUUAAAAGAAGUCAACUUGUCAUCAACUGGUGUAACAAGUUAUGGAAUACAAAAACUGUUGAACUCUCAACAAGAGAUACAAAAGAUGUCCUUGGCCAUGACAAACUCAGUUGAAGAAUUUGACAUAAGUGUUCCGAGCAUAAAACUUAGUUCUUUGGAUUUGUCUUACACAUUUAUCACAGAUACAUGCAUGAAAAUUCUCUGCAAAAGUUGUCCCUUAUUGUGUGACCUAUCACUUAACUGCUGCACUUCGCUCACAGUUAUAUCUUUAGAGUUUAUUGCUUCACUAGCCCAUCUGAAAGUUCUGCGUAUUGGUGAUAACAAGGCAAUGAAAUUUCAUCCCCAUCUUGCUCAGUUCUUGGUCAAAUCUGGAAACUCAUUGAAAGUACUGGACAUUUCUGGAAUGGAUAGAGUGGACACUGAGAUCCUUGGGGUCUGCUGCAAGUCCUUAGAAACUUUAAAUAUGGCAGACUGUACUAAAGUAACUGGCAGUUACAUUCAUGUUUCAACUGCAGAUGAAAGCAAAUGGGUAACCUUAGCACAAGCUUGCCCAAAGUUGUCUAUUCUUAACCUCCAUAACUGUCAUUUUUUGCAUCACAAGUCACUUGCAGAACAUCUCUUAGCCAUUCUGUCCAACUCAACAGAAUUACAAGAGCUAGAUCUAUCUGGAAUUGAAAAACUGAGUGAUGAAAUUAUUUUACAGCUUAUACAGUCCUCAGGGUUAUUACUGUUGAGGUCUGUCAAUCUUUCAAUGUGCAGUGAAAUAUCAGUAGAGUCAGUUGAAUUGCUUAUUAAAACAUGCAAAGGUCUUUCACAGUUGAAUCUUUCACAUUGUCGGAAUAUUUCUCUGUGUGAUGCUGAGAAUUUAAAGAAGGUAGCCAGAGACAGUAAAAGUACACCAAAGAUUGCCUGGAUCUAACAUAUAUAGAUAAGUUUAAUCAUUGUAACACUGGGCUACAAAUUAAUAUUUUUCAGAAAUUUUUUAAAACCUUUACAUAGAAGUUUUUAGAUACUUUGGAAAAAUUAAAAUGCUCUGCCCCGA
Messenger RNA from Stylophora pistillata, 1612 nucleotides. RefSeq lists its product as uncharacterized. Gene Ontology annotation, cellular component: SCF ubiquitin ligase complex. Lineage: Eukaryota; Metazoa; Cnidaria; Anthozoa; Scleractinia; Pocilloporidae. Gene Ontology annotation, biological process: SCF-dependent proteasomal ubiquitin-dependent protein catabolic process. The record is from RefSeq and is a predicted model, not a curated record.